Equus caballus (horse) is the source of this 5497-nucleotide messenger RNA. It is a transcript of the gene RIMOC1, whose product is annotated as RAB7A interacting MON1-CCZ1 complex subunit 1. The record is from RefSeq and is a predicted model, not a curated record. Lineage: Eukaryota; Metazoa; Chordata; Mammalia; Perissodactyla; Equidae. Gene Ontology annotation, biological process: mitophagy.
AGGUGACCACGGGCCGGUGGCUGUCACGUGGCUGGGGCGCGCCCGCCCGUUGUGGCCAUGGCGGCCGCGGGCUCCAGUGUGGUGAAGCGAGUGGAGGAGCUCGGGGACCUGGCUCAAGCCCAUAUUCAGCAACUUAGCGAAGCGGCUGGCGAAGACGAUCACUUUUUAAUUAGGGCCUCUGCAGCUCUAGAAAAAUUGAAACUUCUGUGUGGAGAAGACAAAGAAUGUUCAAAUCCAUCAAAUCUUCUAGAACUUUACACACAGGCUAUUUUGGACAUGACAUAUUUUGAGGAGAACAAGCUAGUAGAUGAAGAUUUUCCUGAAGACUCUUCACAGAAAGUAAAAGAGCUGAUUGGUUUUCUUUCAGAACCAGAAAUUUUAGUUAAAGAAAAUAAUAUGCAUCCAAAACACAGCGACUUGCUUGGGGAUGAGCUCCUGGAAUGUCUCUCUUGGAGACGAGGAGCCCUACUUUAUAUGUAUUGUCAUUCUCUGACCAAAAGGAGAGAAUGGCUCACGAGAAAAUCUAGUUUUCUUAAAAAGUACCUUGUUGAUGGAAUCAGUUACUUGCUACAGAUGCUAAAUUAUCGGUGUCCUAUCCAGUUAAAUGAAGGAGUUUCUUUCCAGGACCUAGACACAGCUAAAUUACUGAGCGAAGGAAUAUUUAGUGACAUUCAUUUGCUGGCUAUGAUGUACAGUGGAGAAAUGUGUUACUGGGGAUUGAAACAUUGUGCAGAUCAACAGCCAGAAAAUCAUGAAGUGGAUACUGGUGUUUCUGGAGCAAGCUACACUACACACGAAGAAACUUUGGAUUUCCGAGAAGUAGGAGAAAAAAUAUUGAAAAAGUAUGUAUCUGUAUGUGAAGGACCCCUGAAAGAACAAGAAUGGAAUACAACAAAUGCAAAACAAAUUUUAAACUUCUUUCAGCAGCACACUAACUAGUAAGUUUAUCUCAUGCUUUUCAAACUGAAAAACAAACAAAAAGACCCAUGAAUGGAAAAGUUCCAGAAAAGAGACAUAGUGACACUGAAUUUAAGACCAUUACACUACAUAAUGAUAUUCAGCAUUGUUACCCUUUUUCAGAUGCCAUCCUCGUCUUUCAUUAUAUCUUCUUAAAUGAUUCUUUAAUUUCUAAAAUGGCAUGUAUGUUAUUCUAACUCAGCCUAAAUUAUAGAUAUGCUGUAACUAAUACUAAGGAAGAAUUCAGUUUAGCUUUACAAUGAUUUUUUUGUAUUACUUUUUUUAUUGUGGUAAAAUAUACAUAACAUAAAAUCGACCAUUUCAACUAUCUUUAGAUUAUUUUUUAGUAUUCCUGUCUUGAGGUUUGCUGUGCUUCAAAGAUUUAAAAUCAGGUCAUCUCAUUGCUUUGGAUAUAUGCUAUUGAUAUAAAAAUUGGCAAAAUAAAAAAUUGUGACCAAUAUUCAGAUUUCAUUUCCACAAUAAGGUAAAUAAUGAAAGACUCCACAAAAGAAUUGUUGUUUAAUUAUUUUAUCAUGUAUUACUAAUGGCAUUUAAAAUUUUUAUUCUUUUAGGCAUUUUAUAAAAAUUCAAAAAUGAUUUUCCUAUUGUUUAAAAGAAUAUGCGUAGUUUAUCACGUGAGUAAUGAUGAUAAAAUCAAGUUAGGUUAGUCUACUGUUAGUUCGUAUGUUUUUAGGGUACAUCUUUUCAUACAUAUUGAAAUUUUAAUAUUUUUUGUUUUUAAUAGUAGAGGUGAGUGAUAAAGGCCAGAGAGCCUAACUUGCUAUCUUGCUUACAGUCUUUCUGUCUACCUCAACUUCUGUUGUCAUCUUGGGAUCAUCUGUCUGGUACCUUGCUGAUAGAUCCUUGAUUUCUGCACCAGUGACUUCAUCACAUUCCAGGAGCAUGGAAUUCCCAUGGCCUCACCUUGAAUAUCACCAUCCUGACUUUCUUUUUCUGAAAUCUUAAAUUUCAGUAACUGAUGACAAUUUUCAUCUUUCCAGCUUUUCACUUCCUCAUUUUAACUGAUUUUUCUCUCUCCUUUAUUUGGAUUGGACUAUUUCUUUGGCUUCUUCACAACCUCCUCCUCUGGACUACUCUCCUUUCUCCUAAACCAUCAGCCCCUUUCAGACAUCCUUCCUUCCCUAUCCAGCCCCAGCCUUAUGGGGCACCUUAUGAAGUGCUCUCCACAGUCUCUUCAAAUCAGUCUUCCCCUUGUCCUUCAGCCUGAUCAUUCUGCAAAAGCCCUCAACAUUGAAUUCAUCCCGUCUUCCACAUUUCCUGGGAUGCUGAGUUCCACGUGAAGUACAUGCAGUCCUUCAAGUGGAAUCUCUGUAAGUAUCUUGCUUUCAACUUUAAAAGAGCCCUCAAUGUAAGCCUCUUGUUUGUUACUGUUGUGGCCCCUCUGCCCUUCCCGCUGUGGCUAAUCCAAACCUGUAACUUUCCUCAUCACUUUGCUCAGGCCCUCUGUCCCCUCUGCUAGCAUACAGCUCUUGGUCUUAUCUUACAGAAAAUUGAGACCAGGAGGAAGUUAACUUCUAUUUAUUACCUUUGCCCUACUCAUUUUCCCUUUUUUAGAGGAAAAGAAGUAGCUACUUCCUGUUGAAGAGCAAUCUCCACCUUUCGUCUGUGCCAUCUCCCUCACUUCCCCAGGGGCUUCUGUUUUUCUACCUACCGUUUAGGUAUUGCUCUUCCCUGGAGUUCUGUCCACCCCCCUUUUCCUUCCUUCUUUCUCUUUGUUUUUUUUUUGCAGCUUCUCUUUUCCUCUCUAAGCCUUCUUUCUUACUGCCUAUUAAAUAUCUUCACUUAGGCAUCCCAUGGUAGUUUUAAAUUCAGUGUGUCCAAACCACUAAUCCUCGUCUUUCGUCUAAGAUCUUUUCUGGUGCAUGUUUUCUGUUUUUUCGGUCUUCCACGGAGCAGGGCAACACAGAAUGUCAUAACCUCGUUUCUGCCUACCUUGCCAGUUCAUCCUGUGUAAUCAUGUUCUAGUCCAGUGUUCUUCAGACAUGUAAAGCACAGGCUCCUUUUUGAUACACAUAAACAAUCUGAUAAAGCCUCUUGAGACAAGGAGACUCUUUCCCUGUGUCUGCUGCUGUCUCCUUGCUUACCCCUUACACAGCUAAGAAGAUUUCUGUUUAACUUAGCUUUUUAACAAGUGUUACCAUGAAAAUACCUUUGUGCUUUGUAAGUAUAAAGAUUUAAAUAAUUUGUAAUAAGGUUUUUGAAACCACAAACUGCCCACCCUCACUCCACCCCUUUUGGAGCAUCAUGAUCAAUCACAAGGACUUCCAGUUUCUUCCCCAACGUGCUGUGUGUUUUUUCCCUCAGUACCCUUAGCAGGCCUCGUUACCUCUGCCUGGAACGCUUUGCCCUUCUUUAUGGCCAAGUGAAUACCUACUACUUAUCCUUUAGGACUCAGCUCCAGUGAUGUUGUAUCCUUAAGGUUUUCUUCAGCCCUUUCCAGUCAAAGUUAGACACUCCUGUGCUUCUGCUUCCUUAAUCUUCACUUCCCAUGUUAUCACACUGAUCACGUUGCUUUAUAGUUAUUUUCCUUAUGAGUUGGUGAACUUCAUAUUUUGAAAAUGUAUCUUUAUACAUAGUGCUUAAUGAAUGGUAGGCCCUUAGUAAUGUUCUUGAAUUAAUAAGAGACAUAAUUCUUAAGUGCUGAACUCUGCACAGAAGGGUUGCUUUUUGCAGAUUCCAAACUGCCAUGCCCUCUACCCCAGUGGUUGACAAGGCAAAUUGGGAAUUACUUCUCAGAGGAGUAAAGUAUUAUUUAGAUUUAGAACCUGAGAAAACAAGAAAACUUUCUCUUCAGAAGCUGGAACUUCCAUUUUUGCCUUCAUGACCCUUGUGACUCACUUGGGUCUCUCACUGGUUGGUACAGUUUUGAGGGUACUAUUGGGUGCUUUUUGUAUGACUUCCAUCCCCCACACAAUUGGAGAAUCAUGUGUAGACCAUAACAGUUAUAAUGUAAUGCUUUUUACUCUGGUGUAUUAUAAAACAACGAACCACACACUUUUGUAUGUGUUACAGCCUCCUAAGUAAGUUCUGUUUCAUUCAGAAUGAAGUAAAUCCAAGAUACCAAAUACUCUACAUAAGGAAAGUACUACACUUCACUCAUCAACCACUAUUAUGUGACUGCUACGUGCUAGGGUUUGUCCUAGGCACUGAGGAUAUAGCUUUGUAAAAUACCCUCUUUUGGAGUUUGUAUUCUAGUGGAGGAAGUUAACAGAUUUUAAGAAAGAAAUGUGUGCUGUGUUAAGUGUUAAGUGCAGUGGAGAAUACAGCAGCGUAAGGGGCCAGUGUGACUGGAGAGGAGCGCUAUUUAUCUAGGGUGGUUGGGAAGGCACCUCUAAGCAUCUGUCUCCUUUAGCAUUUGUGUCUUCAAAUUCCACCCCUUUGGUUAAAUGCCUUGCACAUUCAGAACAUUCGUAAAGUUUCUCUUAUAGAAGAUCUGAUACCGAAUUAAGGAUUGAGUCACUCACUACUUAAGACCUCAUUUUGAUUACAUUUAAAAGGUUUCUGUCCAGUGUGGACUUUACUAAUGGGUAAGUAAUAAGCUAAAAGCCUGCUUAUGUCACACUUGGGGUUUCGCUCCAUUUUGAGUUCUGUGAUAGUGACUAAAAGUUAAACUCUAUUUAAGGACUUUUCAUAAUCCUUAAUUUUCUUUUUUGCUUGAGGAAGAUUGUCACUGAGCUAACGUCUGUGCCAGUCUUCCUCUAUUUUGUAUGUGAUGCCACCAUAGCAUCGUUUGAUGAGCAGUAUGUAGGUCUGCCGCUGGAAUUUGAACCAGUAAACCACAGGCCGCUGAAGCAUAGUGUGUGAACCUAACCACUAUGCCACCCGUCUGGCCCCUCAAAAUCUUUAAAUUUGUAUGGUUCUUUUCCAGUAUGAAUUUUCCGGCGUUAACUAGGCUUUGAGACUUAGUUUAAAAAGCCCGUGUGCUUUGGUGCAUUUAUAGGGUUUCUGACUACUGUGGACCCUGUUUGAUGCUGAUUAAGGUACAAAUCAUGACUAAAGGCUUUCCCUUGUUCCUUUGCAUACAGUACAGUAAGGUGAGAGUCAUGGCUAAAACCCCACAAUAAAAUCACAUUCCUACCUUUACAAUCCCACUGCGAAUUUUCUGAUGUUCAUUAAAGUGGGAACUAUGUCUAAAGGCAUUCUCAGAUUCAUUUUUAGUGGCGUUUUAAAAACCUAUAGCUGGUUGACAUGCUACUUUUAGAUUACUUGUCACUUUUCUCUGUCUACCUUAUAGGGCUCUUUUUUGGCUCCCAUAAGGAUAUCCCAUCUGCCACAGAAUCCAGGAUUCUAUAGUUCUCUAGUAUCACUUCCUAGUAUUAUUUCUUAACACAAUGUGAGAUAUCAUGUUAUGAAAGUAUUACGUUAAAAUACAUUUGAUGUAUCACAGUUAAGGUAUGCGUUAUGUAUUCAUGCUGGUGUUCUUUACUGUUUUUUGUUUUCCUACUUCCAGUGAAAAUUUUUAAGUAAAAUGUUUUGGAGCAUAUGAAUAUUUUAAAGAAAAUAAAACCAUGUUCCUGUA